Schistosoma mattheei is the source of this 529-nucleotide messenger RNA. Lineage: Eukaryota; Metazoa; Platyhelminthes; Trematoda; Strigeidida; Schistosomatidae. The record is from the annotation of a GenBank genome assembly.
AGAAAUCAACUACAUGGAAAUACUUAACUGAGUAACAAAUCGUAGGUGUGUGUUUGUGUAGGUAUGUAUGAUGUAUCUUCCUCAUUCAUUAAUGUACCUAUCAGUCAGAAUAUGGAUAUUAUCAAUGAUUGUUUAGAAUCUGAUUUAGAUUUAAAUUUACGAUGCCCAUUAGAUCCAUCAGAGGUUAUAAAAUGCUUAGAAUUAUGUUUAAGAUCUACCUUAUUCAUAUUUCGAGGUCAACUUUACAGACAGAAAGAGGGUAUAGCAAUGGGCUCACCAGUUCCUCCGAUCGUAGCGAAUUUAUUCAUGCAUUCCGUAGAAACUAGUGCAAUCGCAAAGAGUUUAUGUCCACCAAAGUUAUGGUUAAGGUAUGUAGACGAUAUUUUUAUUAUCAAUAAACGGGAUGGGCGAGACUCUAAUUUAAGGACGACCUUUGAACGAAUCUUAAGUGACCUUGACAAUUAUUAGCCGAUCAGAAGAAAGUUAGUAUAAAGUGAAAAUAUAUGAAAGUAAUGAAUUACAGUGGAUA